AUGUUUAUUUUCAUACUUUUUAUUUUCCAGGCUUGCAAACAAGUGAAUGCUUUGGCAAAAUUACGUGAAAACAAGCUUGUUGAUAAACUUUGGAGAGAAUUUUCAAUUGUGCAGCAUCAUGAUGCAAUUACAGGGACUGCCAAACAGCAAGUUGACAAUGAUUACAGAAAGAGAUUAGCUGAAGGAAUUGAAAGCUGUCAGACUGUGAUGGGAGAUGCCUACAAAAAAUGGCUGCGAACCAAGGGUAAUCUUGAACAUUAUUUUUGUAACCAGUUGAACAUAAGUUAUUGCAAAGUUAUAGAGACAUACUCUGAGUUUUUGAUCACCUUAUACAAUCCAUUAGCUCACAAUGUCACACAUUGGAUACGCAUCCCAGUCAUUGCAAGAAAUGCUUUCAAAGUUUUGAAUGUUGAUAAUGAAAAAGUACCAGUGCAGCUCGUUAAAAUCAUGAACAGCACUCAGCAAAUUCCUGAACGUCAAGAUUCCAAGGCAACUCAUGAACUCAUCUUCCGUGCUUAUCUUCCUGCACUUGGUUAUACCACUUACUUUGUUAGAAAUACCAAAAAACCGGUGUCAUCACAGUUGUCAGUUGAGUCCAAACUAAGCCAUACAAACAAAAUAAUUUCAAAUCAGUUUAUUGAAAUGGAAUUUAGCCACUGGACUGGUCUGCCAGUUCGUCUGACCAACAAGCACAAGCAAAUCACAACCACAUUCCAACAGAGUUUAAUGUAUUACAAAUCAGCUUUGAACUAUGACCAACCAUCAGGACCCUACAUCUUCCGACCAGAGGAUAACAGACCAAAUGUAUUCAAUUUCAAUGCCACUGAUGUGACCAUUUUCACUGGUCCAUUGGUUACUGAAGUCUAUUUGGAAUAUUCGUCUUGGGCCAAACAGGUUUUAAGAUUAUACAAUGACUCCAUAACAGUUGAAAUGGAAUGGACAGUUGGACCAAUACCACUGGACAAUUAUCAAGGAAAGGAAGUAAUUACAGAUUAUCUGACAGGACUAAACAAUAAUAGAGAAAUAUUCACUGAUGCCAACAGUCGUCAAAUGAUGCACAGGCGUUACAAUUACCGGCCAUCAUGGAAUUUUAGGAAUACAGAAAAUGUUGCGGGAAAUUAUUACCCAAUCACAAGCCAAGCCUUCAUUAAGGAUGUAUCAAGAGAUGUUCAAUUCACUGUCUUUGUUGACAGAGCUGAGGGUGGAGGCAGCAUAAAAAAUGGUUCCAUAGAAAUUAUGCUCCAUCGUCGAGGAACUAAAGAUGACAUGUUGGGUGUAGGAGAACCUCUGGAUGAGAGAGGGGUGGAUGGAGAUGCUUUAGUUGUUCGGGGUAAGCAUCAGUUACUUCUGGAUACAAAGGAAGCCUCCACUCACUACCACCGCCUGAAGUCAUUGAUGAUUCUAAAUGAACCAAUCAUAUCCUUUAUGAGGGUUAACCGGAAGAUGCGCUCAAAAUUCAACCUUGAGUGGUCAGCAUUGAAAAGAGCCCUACCCCGUGAAAUCAACUUGUUGACCUUUGAAGAAUGGGAAGGCAAAACCUAUUUGAUCCGUCUUGAACACAUCUAUGAGCAACAUGAAGUCAAUUACCCAGUGAAAGUUGAUCUGACGGAUCUGUUUAAGAACAUAAAUAUUGUUCAACUCACAGAGAUGACAUUGGGUGGCAAUAUGGAACUCUCAGAACUCAGUCGCCUUAAAUGGAAGAGUGCAAACCUGGAUAAAGUACAAAAUGAAUAUGCAGACAGAAUUCCACCAAAUGGUCUAGAAAUCACUUUGAAGCCGAUGGAGAUAAGAACAUUUAAGAUUCUGAAAAGUAGGAUCAAGCAGGGACCGUACAAAUUUUCACACAUCCCGAAAACUUGUUUUUCAUUGCUCUCUCUCUCUCUCUCUCUCUCUCUGUCUCUCUCUCUCUGUCUCUCUCUCUCUCUCUAA
Messenger RNA from Acanthosepion pharaonis, 1929 nucleotides. The record is from the annotation of a GenBank genome assembly. NCBI's taxonomy places the organism in Eukaryota, Metazoa, Mollusca, Cephalopoda, Sepiida, Sepiidae.